AGUAAAAUAGUAUCUUUUUUGUUUUAUGUUCUUACAGGUUUCUCGGUUGCUAGGUGCUUUCAAAAACCAAAAACAGGUGACCAGAAGUUUUGGUAGUGCUGUGCAAACAGUAACUUUAAUCCCAGGAGAUGGCAUAGGACCUGAGAUUUCUGCUGCUGUCAUGAAGAUCUUUGAUGCCGCCAAAGCACCUAUUCAGUGGGAAGAGAGGAACGUUACAGCUAUCCAAGGACCAGGAGGAAAGUGGAUGAUACCUCCAGAUGCCAAAGAAUCCAUGGAUAAAAACAAAAUGGGACUGAAAGGGCCUUUAAAAACCCCAAUUGCUGCAGGGCACCCAUCAAUGAAUCUACUUCUGCGUAAAACCUUUGACCUUUAUGCGAAUGUCCGCCCCUGUGUCUCAAUUGAAGGAUACAAAACCCCAUACACAGAUGUAAACAUUGUCACAAUUCGAGAGAACACAGAAGGCGAAUACAGUGGAAUUGAGCAUGUGAUUGUUGAUGGUGUUGUGCAAAGUAUCAAGCUAAUCACAGAAGAAGCAAGCAAGCGUAUUGCAGAAUUUGCUUUUGAGUACGCCAGAAAUAAUCAGAGAAGUCACGUUACUGCUGUGCACAAGGCAAAUAUUAUGAGAAUGUCUGAUGGGCUUUUUUUGAGAAAAUGCCGGGAGGCAGCAGAAAACUGUAAAGAUAUUAAAUUUAAUGAAAUGUAUCUGGAUACUGUGUGUCUGAAUAUGGUUCAGGAUCCAUCACAAUUUGAUGUGCUUGUUAUGCCAAAUUUGUAUGGUGACAUCCUCAGUGACUUAUGUGCUGGAUUGAUUGGGGGUCUUGGAGUAACACCAAGUGGAAACAUUGGUGCUAAUGGAGUUGCAAUUUUUGAAUCGGUUCAUGGAACUGCUCCAGACAUUGCUGGAAAAGACUUGGCAAAUCCAACUGCCCUUCUUCUGAGUGCUGUAAUGAUGUUGCGUCAUAUGGGACUGCACAAACAUGCCACAAAAAUUGAGACAGCUUGCUUUGAUACAAUUAAAGAUGGAAAGGUCUUGACAAAAGACUUGGGAGGUAACGCGAAGUGUUCAGAAUUCACAGAGGAGAUCUGCCGCAGAGUACAGGACACAGACUAAACUUUGCUCGUACUGCUUGUAUUAACUCCUAAAGGACACAUCAUACAAAGUACACUAUAUGUAACCUGAUAUCUAUAUGCAUAUAGUUUGCCUGUCUCUUCAGAGAGCAAACUUUUUAGUUAGGGCCUCUCCACUAAUAAAUACGGCCCAAAAGGCUACAAAUGAUGCUUGUGCCUGCUUUCAGUGGACUUUUCCAAAAGUGCUUUGUCUUAUUUAUUUGUUUCUAUCUGGUGAACUUUUUUACGUCCAGGUGAAUUAUUUUAUUGUCAUUGUAACUGUCUACCAUUUUCCAUUUCAAUUAAAUGGUUUUUACUUUCCAGGAAGAAACUUUGUGUAAAUAUAACAAUAACAGAAUUAGUGAAUUGUAAAGGCACCUUAAUGCUUAAAACCUACUUUAUUGGUCUCAGAUAGGUUUUCAGCCUAACAAUAGCACAAAAUGAUCUUUAUAAAAAGAAACGGGUAUAAAUAACUUACUUACUUAAAUAACAAUUUUGUGUUAAAAGCAAUGAGGAAACACUUUUAGGUGCUCUGGUGAUCCAUGAAAUACAACUUCAUCCUUCAAGGACAUGAAUAAAGAAAUGCAAAAUUCUAGAGACUUAAUCUAUUUGUUUAAAAAAAAAAAACAAAAACAUAAACCAGCUAGAGAUGAGAAAUAAUGUUAAAGUAAAAUUAUUUUUCAAAGCUAACUAUCCAAAUAAUUCUUUUCAGUUUUCCUCACUGAAACACACUUUAAUUUACAACCGCGGUCUCCUCGGGAAGAGCAAAUUAUACACAUUUAUUUCUGCUAUAUACUGUGAAGGGGGAAGUAUGAACUUUGCAAAUUUAUACUAAAUAUUCCAUUCAGCAUCCAGACUUCAGCUAAAAUGCUUUUUGUAGUGUGCUUUCCUUUAAUGCCUAGUCUGUUCAAUGUGUCUUACUGUAUUGGCUA
Messenger RNA from Struthio camelus australis, 2039 nucleotides. The record is from RefSeq and is a predicted model, not a curated record. NCBI's taxonomy places the organism in Eukaryota, Metazoa, Chordata, Aves, Struthioniformes, Struthionidae.